Molecule: messenger RNA, 3895 nt
Organism: Neofelis nebulosa (Clouded leopard)
Lineage: Eukaryota; Metazoa; Chordata; Mammalia; Carnivora; Felidae
Product: olfactory receptor 6N2
Exons: 1
Coding region: 934-1992 (352 amino acids)
Biological process (GO): G protein-coupled receptor signaling pathway
Cellular component (GO): membrane
Molecular function (GO): olfactory receptor activity; G protein-coupled receptor activity
Source: RefSeq, a predicted model, not a curated record
UAGUUGGAUUUAAAAAAUGGUUUCAUUGAAUACCUUGAAUGUGAAAACCAUUGUCCCAAGUAUUAGGGCUACAAAAAGAAGACACAGCAGCUUGUCAAUAUGGAAGCUAGAGUUUGGACAGCCCUCUCCAGAGGCACUGUGACCUCUACCGGGUAUGACAUGGCUGACACUGGCCACCAUUUUUAUGCAUUUGUAGUCACAUUGCGAUGUUUUGCGUUGGUGGUUUCUUUUCUCUCUCUCCCUCCCCCUCUCCCUCUCCCUCUGUCUCUCUCCCUUCCUGUCUCUCUGUAUCUGCUGCACACUGUGCUUGAAAACAAUUAGAAUGCGCCACACUUUUUUGGCAUGAAAUUUCACCAAGCCAGCUCUGUAUCCCCAACCUCUAGUCAUACAAUCAGUUUUGUGAAAAUGCAGGAUAUAGGUUUCCUGCCACCUGAUCGGUUCUUUUGGAGUCCACAGUCACCAGAUUUGUGAAACACCCCACUCCUCUUUCCACCAGAAACACCCACAAGGCAAAUUCACACCUUCGCCUCUGAGGUUGAGGUUAGAAGAGUAAAACAUCAGUGAUGCUUUAAAAACUGCAUCUGAUGAUGCCAGGCAUCUGGCUGGCAUUCUUCCUAAGGGGGUGAAGUCCCAGGUCACUGGGGGAACCUCCCUCAUUGCCUCGCUAUAGAAGAGAACACGCAUUUCCCUAAGUCCGGCUCUCUCCUGCUCAGCAUUUGCUCGUGUACUUCUUGUCUGAACUAUUUUCUUCAUUUCUCUAACUAACUGCUACUGUGCCUGGAAAGUUCUGGAGCUUCCUCCUCUGAGAAGCCUCUCACUCACCCUGGUCUAAGAAAUGAGGGAUUCUGUGUCUCCCUCUCUCACUGCCCCUCCCCUCUCACUCUCAAAAAGAAAUACACAUUAAAAAAAUUUAAUGAAAAAAAGAGUAAUAAAAUGCGGCCUUUAAAUAAAUUUAAAAACACAAUAAAGAGAAAUGAAGUGUUGAGUUGGGCUUGGCGGUCACCUCCACUCAGUUUCUUCUCCUUCCCUUCCCCACCCCAGCCUCCCAUGGAACGGAGAAACCAUUCGAGCCUGGCUGAGUUCGUGUUCCUUGGUUUCCCCAAAGUGGGACAUGUCAGGGGCUGGCUUUUUGCCCUGUUGCUGUUGGCAUAUCUGUUCACUUUCUGCGGCAACUUGCUCACCUUCUUGGCCAUACGACUGAACGCAGCCCUCCACACACCCAUGUACCACUUUGUCAGUAUACUCUCCUUAUUGGAACUGUGGUAUACGGCCACUACCAUCCCCAACAUGCUAGCCAAUCUUCUCCGUGAGAAGAAGACCAUUUCUUUUGCUGGAUGCCUCCUUCAGACCUACUUCUUCCACUCUCUAGGGGCCUCUGAAUGCUACCUUCUUACAGCCAUGGCCUAUGACCGAUACCUGGCCAUUUGCCGACCCCUCCACUACCCUGCAGUUAUGACCCCGACACUCUGUGGCAAGUUGGCUGCUGGUUGUUGGACUUGUGGCUUCCUGUGUCCCAUUUCUGAAGUCAUCCUGGUCUCCCAGCUCCCCUUUUGUGGCUAUAAUGAAGUUCAACACAUCUUCUGUGACUUCCCACCUCUGCUGAGCCUGGCCUGCAAGGACACAUCCACUAAUGUCCUCGUGGACUUUGCUAUCAAUGCUGUCAUCAUCCUUAUCACCUUCCUCUUUAUUAUGGUUUCUUAUGGAAGAAUCAUCAGUGCUGUACUGAAGAUAAAAACAGCAGAAGGAAGAAAGAAGGCCCUCUCUACCUGUGCGUCACAUCUCACUGUGGUGCUCAUCUUUUUUGGGAGUAUCAUUUUCAUGUAUGUGCGCCUAAAGAAGAGCUAUUCCCUGACCCUUGACCGGACACUUGCUGUAGUCUACUCUGUACUAACACCACUCGUCAACCCAAUUAUCUACAGUCUUCGUAACAAGGAACUCAUUAAGGCCAUCAAGAGGACCAUCUGCCAGAAGUCAGGAAGGGCUCACCAUUGACUCUCUACCAAGGUCCUUCUUCCAUUUUAGGGUUGGCCUCAGAAACGUUCUAUGUACCUUGGUCUUGGCCUUCAAUAAUCUUCCCAUUACCACACAUGCUAUGGAUCCCAUCUCCUCUGGCCUUCUCAAAGUAUGUUUUUCUUUUAUUUCCUACGUCUUUAUGUUUUCCAUUUUUCACUUGAUCAGUGCUUUCAGCAUUUAAGAAUACUUUAGAAUCUUCCUUCUUAGAAACAGGCACACAUAUUUCCCUGGCCACACAUUCCCAGCCAGCUACAGGUCUAUUUCUUAUGCUCUCAUUUCCAAUUAAACUCUCAACGUGAUUAAUGACACAGUCUACCUCCUCGUCUUCACUCCCUACACAUUUUGCAACCCACUGCCAUCUGGCUUUGGCUCAAAGCUUUCAAAAAAUAUUGUGUCAAGCUCAUUAAUGACCUCCAUGCUGCCUUAUCUGUUAGACUCGUCUUGUCUUUCCUCUUAUAUAUUUUUAUUUCUUUAUUUUAAAUUUCAAUCCAAAUUAGUUAGCAUAUAGUGUGAUAAUGAUUUCAGGAAUAGAAUUUAGUGACUCAUCACUUACAUAUAACACCCAGUGCUCAUCCCAACAAGGGCCGGCCCAUUUAACCCAUCCCACCACCCAAUGCCCCUCCAGCAACCCUUGGUUUGUUCUCUGUAUUUAGGAGCCUCUUGUGGUUUAUCUCCCUCUCUGUUAUCUUAUUUUUGCCUCCCUUCCCCUAUGUUCAUCUGUUUUGUCUCAUAAAUUCCAUAUAUAAGUGAAAUCGUAUGAUAUUCAUCUUUCUUGAACUCUUGAUAUACAUGACCAAUUCUUUUUUAAAAAGUGGUCUCUUCGCUUUGAUUGUAUCAUUAUCUCUUGAUUUUCUCCUUCUUCAUUAAAUCCAUCUUUCUGUCUUUUUUUGUCCUAUCUUACUUGAUGCUUGAGGUAUCCUUAUGGCUUUCAAUUUCGUAUCUAUGCCAGAACUCUUUGAAUUCUUCGAAUGCAUUAAGACUUGAAUGGAUCCGAGAAUUCGCACCGAUUUCCCACCGACCUUCAUUUGGUUCAAUCCUUCUCAUUGUGUGAGUUUCUGUUCAAAUGGCACUUUCAAGUGACAUUAACUUCUAGAGGACUUCUUGAACGCCCACCUAAUAUAUGUUACUCAUUUUUUUCUCAUUUGAAUUAUGUUUGCUUUCUUCAAAGUGUGUUCUACAACUUAUAUAUGUAUAUGUAGUUAGAUAGGUGUAGAUAUUGGUAUUAUAUAGAUAUUAUAUGUAAUUCUUUCCUACAAGUCCAUAAACUGCAUUUGGUCUGAAAUCAUGUCAGUUUUGUUACUCACUGUAUGUCCAGAAUUUAACGAGUGUUUAAACGUGCUGAAUAUCAAUAAAAAUGCCAAGAAUGAAAAAUGUAAUGAAUCUUACCUACUCCUAUCACUCACACAUUUUGAUCCCUACUUUGAUCACUACUGGAACCUACUCUUUUCUAAAAUGCUUUGAUCCACACCAGUUGAACUCACCCGUGUUUCCUACACAACCAGCCUCAACUUGUCCGUAACCAUGUAACACUUUGCCAUUUAACACUUUUUGGCUAAUAACUGACAACUAACCCUUAUUAACCACUAACUGUGUGCUGCUCUCAGUGAUUUUUCUGGAUCUCUAUUUCUUUAUUCACAAACGGUGGUGGGCGAGUAAGCCAGCAUUAGGUGACGUUCCCUGCUAACAUGAUACAGUUCUAAGACCCCAUUUAACCCUUUACUUUCUUAGAUGUUCUUUGGGGGGCCUGGAAUUCCAAGGCUAGUAAUUUAUCACAAACAUGAGUUUUUUUCUGAGUCACAAAUUUCCCAGAAUCUUUUAAGAUUCCUCAUACAUUUAUUACAUUUUCUAGGUGUUCAAACAAUUACCUCAAAUAUAAGACCUU